Molecule: messenger RNA, 687 nt
Organism: Seminavis robusta
Lineage: Eukaryota; Bacillariophyta; Bacillariophyceae; Naviculales; Naviculaceae
Source: the annotation of a GenBank genome assembly
AUGAGAUUUUCUUCCGCUGCUACAUUAUUGUGGGUGAUGGGGAAACCUGUGUUGGUUCAGAGUCAAGUCACCUUGACUGACAUUGCGGCACACAACACUGCAACUGAUUGCUGGACUGCGGUGUACGGCGAGGCUUACGAUGUAACAGCCUAUGCGCCCAACCAUCCCGUUGGUGCCACUAUCCUUGUAAAUGGCAUGUGUGGGAAGGAUGGGACUCCUGCUUUCGAUCCUGUCCACGGAGACACACCAGGAUACAUGCAAAUCUUUCCAGGCAUCACUUACCUAGGAAAGCUCGUAGCUGCAACCCCGGUACCCGUCCCAGUUCCGGCUACCCCAGCUCCGGUUCCAGUUCCAGUUCCAGUUCCAGUUCCAGUGCCUGCAACCCCAGCUCCCGUUCCAGUUCCUGUAACCCCGGGUACAGGUAAAGUCACCAGACCCCCUUCGAGGCCCGCUGCCACCGGCAAGGUAACAAGGCCACCUUCCAGGCCCGCCGUUGUCACUGCCACUGUAACAAGGCCCGGAACCUCCAAGUCGUUUGAUGACAGGAAGAAGCUUCGCGGAUAGCUUGUGUUGCUGGAUGAAACGCGUUACCCCUAAGUGGUUAGCUAUGGCUGAUGAGUCGAAUCAGCCCUGUGAUUGGAGGAGAAUAUAUGUAGUAACAUUAAGAAGGAGAACUUAACUAAGUGA